Molecule: messenger RNA, 5269 nt
Organism: Corythoichthys intestinalis (scribbled pipefish)
Lineage: Eukaryota; Metazoa; Chordata; Actinopteri; Syngnathiformes; Syngnathidae
Product: zinc finger protein 771-like
Exons: 3
Coding region: 254-1759 (501 amino acids)
Biological process (GO): regulation of gene expression
Cellular component (GO): nucleus
Source: RefSeq, a predicted model, not a curated record
ACGAAGGUCCCCCAAACGAACAUGAACGCCCAAACCGUUUUGGUAGCUACACAUCGCUGUUUUCUUUUCGCCUGUUUUUUUUUUUCUCCAUUAUUUCCCUCACUUCAAUGGGACGAACCCUCGACGUGUCGAACACUGUUUUAUUCGUUCAAAUAUUCAAGUCCUCUCUGCGCCCGUCGAAGCUUUGAGACCUACAUUAGCCUUGUUUAGCUUAGCCUAGCGGCUAACGAAAACGAUACGCCGAGUGAGGAAAAUGAACGCGAAUACAACACCGGCGGCAGAAAACUUACCUGAAGAACUUUGUGGCAUAAACGCUGUUCAUAACAGACUAGAAGAUGUCAGUCAAGCGCAUUGUCCUGAAAGCCAGGCGUCUGCUCGCAUGUUAGAAGAGGAGGAGGAAGAGUCGCCAGACAUCAAGCAGGUGGAGGAAGAAUUUAUCCACAUUAAAGAGGAGCAGGGGGAUUAUUUAAUUUCACUUGAGAACCCCCACAUUGAGGAGCAGCAACAACCUCAUCACCUCAAAAAGGAGGAGGACCCCCCUCCAUAUGUUAAAGAGGAGGUGGUGGACAUCCCCGAGUGGACCGGUGAGCCUAUUAAUGGUGAAGAUGGAAAUCCGAGUGAGGCCAGCAUAGGGGCGGAGCCUCCGAGUGGCAGCAAUUCAACAGAAGGAUCCCAAGAAGACAACCUCAUCACUCAACCAUUAGAUAACGAUGAUGCCACAUCACACUCACUGUUCUGUUUCAGAAAAUAUUUUGGUGCUGAGGGGCAGGAGCCAGAAUAUCUUGGCAUCAAAGAGAAUGUUGAGAUCCCCCAAAUCAAAGAGAAGGAGCCGGAGCCCUGUCAACAGAAGGAGGGAGAGGAGCAACUUCCUGUCAAAAAGGAGGAAGAGCUGCCAUACAUUAAAGAGGAAGAAGGUAUCAUCAAGUCGACUGGUGAGGCCAGAGGAGGGACAGAGCCUCUAAGUGGCAGCAGCAGCUCAACAGAAGGAUUGCAAGCAGACAGUUUCAUCGCUCCACUAUCACAUAGCGAAGACAACUCUGACAGUGAUGAUGAGAGUCAUAAGAAAGCUAGCAGUGACAAACUCAGCAAAUGCUCUCAUUGUGGCAAAACAUUUGCUAACAGGUAUUCUUGUCGUAGGCAUAUGAGGAGCCACACUGGUGAGAAACCUUUUUCCUGCUCAGUUUGUAGCCUAAGAUUUAGACGCAAGGGGCAGUUAAAAACACACACAAGUACCCAUAAAGGUGAAAAACCUUUUGUCUGCUCAGUUUGUAGUCAUAGAUUUAGUAAUGAGCGAACCUUAGAAACACACACAAGAACCCACACUGGUGAAAAUCUUUUUGUAUGCUUAGUUUGCGGUCAAAGAGUCGGUCACAAGAGUACCUUAGAAAUACACACAAGAACCCACACUGGAGAAAAACCUUUUCCCUGCUCAGUUUGUGGUCAAAAAUUCAGUCUCAAAAGCACCUUGAAAAUGCACACAAGGACCCACACUGGCGAAAAACCUUUUUCGUGCUCAGUUUGUGGCCAAAGAUUCAGUCGCAAGAGCACCUUAAAAAUGCACACAAGAAUCCACACUGGCGAAAAACCUUUUCCUUGCUCAGUUUGUGACCUAAGAUUCAGUCACAAGAGCAAUGUAAAAUCACACUCAAGAACCCACACAGGUGAAAAACCUUUCGUCUGCUCAGUGUGUGGUAAUAGGUUCAGUCUCAAGAGCAACUUAAAAUCACACACAAGAACCCACCACAGGGAACCUUUUUGAGCAUAGCCCAACAACAUAUGGUCACAGCGGGUUGAGAAGACUUACAUUUUUUUCUUUCAAUCCAAAAACUCAAUUGUCAAAAUUUCGUCCGUCAUCGUGAACCAUCAUGGUAACGGUAAAUAUUACGGUUUACCGCCCAGCUCUACUAUGACGUUAAAUUCAUACGGUUAAUACAAGAAAAAAAAUCUCCUCUCACGAGAGAACAAACAGUCGUACUGUUGGCUUCGAGGAAAAUGGUAUUAUUACUUUGUGGUAAUGGAGCUGAAUAAGCCGCUAUGCCCUUUAUGUACAUGUACCUUGGCUGGGAGCUACGAUGAUGCAUGAGUCUAAAUUCUUUUGUUGAUUAUAAUUUAAUGUAAAUUGGCUUAAAGAUUAAGGAUUUUCUUAUUUUGGAAACACAUUCUAAAACACAGCCUCAUGAGAUGUUUUCGUUAUUGUUGAUUUAACAAAGGUGGCGACACGCUCCAUGAAGUAUGUAUCUGCUUAUUCAGCUACAUUACUCCAACAGUAAUAUGACCUUUUUUCUAACAGUAACUGUUUAACAUUUUUUCUUCUACAUAGUAACAGUAACGUAGUCCUUUUGUUUCAUUUUUCUUUAUUUGGCCCUCAUACUCCGUCGUAUAAAUUGGACACUGAUAAUUAAAAUUGUUUGUGCUUAAACAUACAAGCCCCUGCCCAUGAAAAUCUCUCGACUCUUAUUCAAACUUUAAAGAGCUAGUAUAUGGAGUUGAAACCAUGCCAAAACUUGGUUUGCAAAUGAAAAGCGUUAUUCAAAGAAAGUUUUGAUUUGCUUACAGAUCCAUUUUGGUUUGCGUGAAGAUCGAAGUGCAUUCUCUUGCAGAUUGAACUCCUUUCUCUUGCAGAUGAGAGCGCUUUCUCUUUAGUACGGAAACUUGUUUAUAAACUGGGGACUACCUGUACACACAAUUAAGGCUCUGCAAUUAAUCAAUUCCUCUAAAGUGGUGUGUGUGUGUCUGCUGCUGACUUUACAAACUCAAAACCAUUUUGCUAGUCACGUUGGACUAUUUCAAACACUACUGUACCACUUAUUUCUUUACAGUUGCAGUGUACUAGCUUGCCAAUUUUGAUGUCACAAUGGCCAGCUGUUUUAGAUGAUAUGCCUUGUGUAAUGGCAAAAUGUUAAUGGUAGCUGCAAAGUAGAGAGUGUGACUGGCGUGAUUAAAGAAAUGGUUGCUGAGAAGAAUAUCAUCUGUUCAUGUGGCCUGUUCACAAAGAAGACGACCUCAAUAAAGGAUCAGAGUACAAAUUCAUAUGGAUGAAUUUGCCAAUUUGGUUAUCUGUGUGUGCUGCUGUUGCCGUGAGUCUGGAGUGUGACUGUUCUGUUUGUGUAUGGGUUCUCACUCAGUUUGGACUACUCGACAGAAUAAACUCCACGGACGCACUCCUUUGUCUCACACACGUCUUUUACUAUUGCUUGCCAAGUCAUAGGUAACAAGAGCAUGAACGCAAGCAUUAUUCAUAAGGUUCAUAGCGGCACCUUGAGGCAUUCUCGCAGUACAAGACAAAAACAACAUAUUUCCUCCCUUCUUAAUAUGGUUCCUCUGAACAAGAUUUUAAAGAUUAUUUUUUUCUUAUAAACACAGAAAACAAACAUAUCCUAACUUGAAGUUGGGAGUAGAUUGUCCCAAAACCCCUGAGCCUGUACAAGGGAUUAUUUUGCCCUUUUUCUUGAGACAAGGGUGUUAUGUCGCUCCUUUUUAUGUCUUAAUGUAAACACUUUUACAUUGACACCGAGCUACGCAGACACUGUUGGCUGGUUCACACUUCAUUUAUUAUCUCUCUUUGUUUCCUACUUCCCAUACUCAACAUGUAGAACAUAGACAACUGAUACCAUCUUGUGGUAAAAUCGUGAAUAACAGGUACAUACAUAACUUUUCCUUCCCACCAAGAUACAUUGUCAAUAACAUUAACAUUUUUUUAUUUUUAUUUUUUUAACAGUUGUACUCAUACAAAUUGCAAUCAACUUAGUACCAACUUUUUAACUAAACGUUUACUCAUCACAAUAACAAGCAGGUGGUUUUGUAAUCCUCACAGGAUAGCGUCUUUCUGUCUCUACUACUUUGGUUGGUUCCUUCGGUGGUGUUUUAGGUGGAUCUGUGAUCUUGGGAACUUCAUCAGCAUCAUCUUGAUGGUGAGAUGAGUUAGUGGUAGCUGUGAUUGAACUAUCACUCACUGAAGAACUUACAGGAAUGUUCACUGUAGUCUGUGAUGGUACUGAUGUGGAACGAGUCAGCAUCUGGUCCACAUGGCGUUUCCAGGUUCCAUGAGGUUCCACAUUUACUUUGUACGACAAUGGUCCCGUUUUUUCCAUCACCACACUUUGUGUCAGCUUCUCUUCCCCCUUCCUAUAAACGCACAAGGACUGGCUCUCCAACAUCAAACUGCCUGUCCUUUGAGUGUUGUAGACGUCGCUGCUGUUGGUCAUCCUGUGAUAGGUGCACUGCUUGAUCAACAUCAGGUUUCAGACAGUCCAAACGAGAACGCAAUUUCCGUCCAACGAACAACAGCAGGUGCUUCUUUCGUUGUUGCAUGGGGGGUGUUUCUAUAUGUCAGCAGAAAUGCAUCAAGCCGCUGUUGUACAGGCUUGGUUCCUCUGGAAGACUUUAAAGCCUGCUUGAACGUCUGCACGAAACGCUCCACCAAACCAUUACUGGCAUGAUGGUAUGGUGCUGAACGGAUAUGUUUGACACCAUUUGACUUAAAAAAUGUGCUAAAUUAAAGGAUCACUCCUGAUCCUUUAAUAUCAAUAUUUGGAGUUUUACCGGAGGGUCUGUGGCUGCCUACUUGGGGGUGUAGGGUUAUUGCUUUUACCACCCUUUUGGCGCGACGUUUGGUUCUUUUGAGGUGGAAGGAGGCUGCCCUACCCACAACAUCGCAUUGGAUAAGGGAUGUGCUGAUGAACCUUAGGCUCGAGAAAAUCAGAUAUAUUCUUCGCGGUUCUGAAAAGAAAUUUUAUAGUACAUGGGGACUAAGCCUGAACGAUAUAUCGUUUAAACAUCGCCAUCGCGAUGUGCGUGUGCGCAAUAGUCCCAUCGCAAGCACGUGCGAUAGUUUUUUUUUUUUAUCCACAUACGCCUCACUUUCUGGUCUGCGCACAGGCUCCUACCCUCCCUCUCCCAGCCUUUUGAUCCUCUCAGUCACUGCGGCACAACAAUGGCUUUGAUCUGGCCAAAGAAGCAGACUUCACACGGGCAUCUGUCAAUCAUCGUUUAACUUGUUAAACAGUUGAAAGGAAGCCGCGCUGGAAUGAAUGUGUGUACUGUGGGGACGUUGGAGACAUUUAAAUGCCAGAAGUGAUCAUGAGUUUGAAAUGUCUACAUGUCACUUCAACGGUCACAGCUAAAGUAGAUAAACAGAAGCAUUUAAUAAAGCCAAGCAUUUAUCUGCUACAGUACUUUAUUCUUGUUCAAAAAUGAUUUGGUUGGACAGUUAUGUUUAAAACUUAUCAUAAUUAUGAAAUUUGAAGUGCUUAAAAACCAUAUAUUUAUA